This is a messenger RNA of Saccostrea echinata, 1139 nucleotides long. Its product is annotated as tetratricopeptide repeat protein 1-like. Gene Ontology annotation, molecular function: protein binding. Bases 77 to 880 code for a protein of 267 amino acids. NCBI's taxonomy places the organism in Eukaryota, Metazoa, Mollusca, Bivalvia, Ostreida, Ostreidae. The transcript has 5 exons. The record is from RefSeq and is a predicted model, not a curated record.
GCGAGUGAAACUACAUAAAUAUAUAUCCAGUAUGGUGAAAUUUAAAUAGUUUUUAUUUAUAAUUGGUUGAUCAUAGAUGGCUGCUUCGUCAGAGGCAGACAAAAUGUCAAAUUCUGUGUCAUCUGAUGAAAGACAAAAAAAUAGUAGUCCUGCAGAUGAUUUUACAGCGAACUCAAACGUAAAUGACAAGUUUCAUGAUGAAGGUAAAUUGGAUAAGUCUUCAAAGGACGAAGAUUCCUCAGGAAGUGAGUACGAGUCAGCGGAAGAAGAUCAAAACAUUAUUGAUGAUGAAGAAGAGGAGCUGGAAGAAAUACUGACAGAGGAAGUCAAAAAGGAAAGAAGAAGUGAAGCACAAGAACAGAAGGAGAAAGGAAAUGAUUUUUUCAAGAAGCAGGAGUAUGAAAAUGCUGUAAAUGCUUAUACUCGAGCCCUUAGGUUGUGUCCAAAGGAUUUUAUCAAAGACAGGGCUAUUUUAUACUCCAACAGAGCAGCAUGUAAAAUGAAGGAGAGCCAGAAUGAAGAAGCUAUUAUGGACAGUAACAAAGCUCUGGAGCUCCACCCUCAGUACCUGAAAGCCUUGCUACGACGUGCAGAGCUGUAUGAAAAAGUUGACAAGUUGGAGGAGGCAUUGACAGACUAUCAGAAGGUGGUGGAGAUGGACCCCACACAGCACUCUGCCAGGGCUGCUUGUCUUAGAUUACCAGACCAGAUCAAAGAAAAAAAUGAAAAGAUGAAAGAGGAGAUGAUCGGGAAGUUAAAGGAACUGGGUAAUAUGGUGCUGAAGCCAUUUGGACUGUCAACAGAGAACUUCCAGCUGAAUCAGGACCCUAACUCUGGGGGAUACAACAUCAGCUUCAAACAAGGCCCCCCUUCUUCCUGACAGCUGCUGGUAAACAGAAAUCCCAAGGCCAUAUUAGACAUUUCUCUGCUGGCUGAUAGAGUUUUUUUUGUAUGUUAGUUUUAUUGUGUGUGUACUAAAUAUUGUCUUUACUUUGUGUAUGGGUACUCUUGAUUAUUGUACAUCAUCAUCUCUUCUAAAGUGGUGAGCUCAUUGGUUUUAUAUUCAUGUAUGUGUGAUUGUUUAAGAAAUGAGAGGGGUGUAUAUAUGUAAGGAAAAAUAAAUGAUUUUUUUAUUUUAA